Molecule: messenger RNA, 1311 nt
Organism: Sorghum bicolor (sorghum)
Lineage: Eukaryota; Viridiplantae; Streptophyta; Magnoliopsida; Poales; Poaceae
Exons: 3
Coding region: 317-1009 (230 amino acids)
Source: RefSeq, a predicted model, not a curated record
AGUUGCUGCAGCUCCGCGCGCGCGCGCGGGACAGACAAACAGGACAGGUCAAACCAAACUCGCGCGAGUGGCGACGCCCCCACGUCCCCCUCAACCGUCCGUCGGCCUCAACGCGGCGAAGCAAGACACAGAUGAGCUGCUAGCUAAGCUGCCCGAACCCCCUACGCAUCCGCUUCCCUUGUGUCUUGAAAGACUCCGGCGCGCCGGCGCAGCCCCGCCGACCGCCUGAUCACAACUCGAUCGCCCCACUUGGUCUGGUUAGCGCGCGCGCGCGCGAUCACCAGCGCAUAAUUAAUUCAGCGCUGGCCGGCCGGCCAUGGAGAAGAAGCUGCUGCUGCCGCUGGCGGUGGCGCACAAGCACGCGCACGCGCACGGAGGCGGUGGCGGCGGGGAGCGGAUGUGGGCGCGGCCGUGGCGGUGGGCCAAGACCGCCUUCUUCCUCGCGGCCAUGCUCGCGUCGCUCCUGCUCGUCUGCGCGCCGCCGCUGCUCGUCGUGCUCCUCGACCUCACGCUCCCGCCGGCGCUCCUGUCCGCGACCCUCCGCGCUGGCGCCGCCGGCAGCGGCUCGUUCGCGCCGGCGGUCGUGGCCCAGGCGCGGGCGUUCGACUUCCGCUCCUCGCUCGUCGACCUGCCCGCCGUCUCCGCGGCGCGCGCGCUGCUCAUCCUCUGCGCGUACGUGGUGUGCGGCGGGGGCGGCGCGUACCUAGGCGUGGUGGUGGCGUGCGCGGCGGGGUCCGUGUCCUACGUGCUCGCCAAGGCCGCGGCCGUGCUGCCGCGCCGCGCCGCCGCGCUGCAGGCGGGUGCGGGCGGUGACGCUCGCGCCGCCGCCGGACCGGAGGCCAUGCUCCUGCUCUCCCUGGCGCUCGCCGCCGCGCACCUCGCCGCCGCGUACCGGACCAGCUGCCGCGAGCGCCGGCGAAUGCUCGUGUACAGGAUCGACGUCGAAGGCGCCGUGAGGUUAAAAGGAGGCCAUCAAACACCCAAAGGGCUGAAGCAGUGUAGCGUCUGACACCCUGUUCUUCCCAUCACCCUCACCACCAUUUGCAUCCGCCACAUCACCAUACACACGUACGUAGGAAGAUUAAUUUUCCUUUAUUAGGAAAAAAAAUUUUGGUUGGGUUGGUCUUCGUUAUGUGUACACUAAGAUACGUUGUUACUCGUGUAACUCCUGUCACUGCCGCAAAGUGAACAUACUACUGUAAAUACGAAACGAUCAUAUGCUUUGUUGUUAUACAAUACACCCGGCCUCCUGCGAUGCAGAUUUCUGACGCAGGACGAGCCGCGUUACAGGCCCGGUUUCUUCGUGCUAUA